Cylas formicarius (sweet potato weevil) is the source of this 1505-nucleotide messenger RNA. RefSeq names its product adenosine kinase (gene Adk2). Gene Ontology annotation, cellular component: cytosol; nucleus. NCBI's taxonomy places the organism in Eukaryota, Metazoa, Arthropoda, Insecta, Coleoptera, Brentidae. The transcript is spliced from 5 exons. Bases 302 to 1357 code for a protein of 351 amino acids. Gene Ontology annotation, molecular function: adenosine kinase activity. Gene Ontology annotation, biological process: purine ribonucleoside salvage. The record is from RefSeq and is a predicted model, not a curated record.
GUUGCGUCAUUCGUUACGUAAACCGAAAACGUGACAAUGCGGUACCCUGUUGACAAUCAACGACCGCGCCGUUAGCCUUUUGUUGGUUAUGAUCGGAGGUUAUAUUUAUUUUUUAGUGAUACGCUAUAGAAAUGUUAAUAGCCGUUAAUAAUUGUUGAAAACGAUGAGAUAGCAUCGAUAUGCGUCCGACCACUCAUUGCGUUACUCGUAGAGAAUAUAUCGGCGGAUAAAGGCAGCUCUCCCACGAGCAGAAAAAAUUAUCGUUUUGUUCUAUUUUGUAAAACAAUUUUUUUUUUUUAACAUGAAGGUGGAUAAACAGGGCCUGAGCGAAAAUAUUUUGGUGGGCUUGGGAAACCCGCUGCUGGACAUUUCCGCGGUCGUAGAUAAGGAUUUUCUGGACCGGUACCACAUGAAAGAAAACGAUGCCACAUUAUUCGAUCCCGAGAAACACGGUAACCUAUACGGCGAUUUGACAACGAAAUAUAAAGCAGAAUACAUAGCUGGUGGCAGUGUACAGAACGCCUUACGGGUGGCACAGUGGAUCCUGGAGAAGCCCAAAGUUACCACGUUUUUCGGUUGCGUCGGUGUCGACGACUACUCGAAAAUUUUGCACGAACGGGCCACUUCGGACGGGGUUAACGCAGUUUAUCAAUAUAACGAUCGAGAGCCAACAGGCACGUGUGCCGUUCUGAUUACUAAGUUUCACAGAUCGCUCUGCGCCCAUCUCGGUUCGGCAAAUUGUUUCACCAUUGAUCACAUUAGCAAACCAGACAAUAGGAAAUUGUUGGAGGGCGCAAGAUUUUAUUAUAUUUCGGGUUUCUUUUUGACAGUCAACCCUCCGUCUAUACAGGAGGUGGCGAAAUUGGCACUGGCCCAUGACAAACCAUUUAUAAUGAACCUCAGCGCCCCGUUUAUAUCGCAGCUUUAUAAAGAGCCUCUGAUGCAGGUUAUGCCUUAUGUGGAUGUCAUUUUUGGUAACGAAACGGAAGCAGAGGCUUUCGCGACAGAGCAGUCGUUCGCCACGAAAGACGUUAGGGAGAUUGCCUUAAAAAUUGCCGCGCUUCCCAAACUAAAUAAAAAGAGAGGUAGGAUAGUGAUAAUCACCCAAGGUAUUGAUCCGGUGGUGGUAGCCCAUGAUGGUGAGAUAUCCGAGUACCCCGUAGAGGCGCUGCCCUCCGAAAAACUCGUCGACACGAAUGGGGCCGGUGACGCUUUCACAGGUGGGUUUUUGUCGCAAUACAUUCAGGGAAGAGAGCUCGACGUGUGCGUUAAGUGCGCGAUUUGGGCGGCCCGGGAGAUCGUGCAGAGAAGCGGGUGCACAUUCGAUGGGAAAGCGGCCUUCGAUCCGUCCAAGUAACGUAAUUAUUUUUUAUUUAAUCGGGUCCAUUUUACCAUAGGAUCGGCGACACGAUAGGUCAAUUGUGGUGUUCACGGUAAUAGGAAUGAUAUUGUACUAAGAUUUUUUACAGGUUAAAGUUGUAGAUGUUGAAUAAAAAAAAAACAAA